AUGGGUAAUUGGGCCCAAUAUUAUAUCCCAGCCGUCGCGGCCAUUGGGACGGCCAUGUAUGGUAUCGACACUGGCAUCAUCGCGACCACAAUAGGACACGCAAGCUUCAAUGAGCAUAUGUUUCCACCCGAUGGAGAAGAUGCCGCCCUGAUCGGCAAGCCUCGUGCCGUCGUCUCCGUCUAUAAUGCUGGGCAGGCUGUUGGAACCUUGUUCUCAGGCUGGACCGCCGACCGAUUCAGCAGAAGAUAUACCCUGACAAUUGCAAGCUCCAUCGCGAUCGUGGGGAUCUUACUGUCUGUGAUUGGAACCAACGUCGGAAUGUUCAUUACCGGAAGACUGCUGACAGGAUGGUCGUCGGGCAUGAUCCUCCCUGUCUCGGCGAUUUACAUGGCUGAAGUUUCCAAACCCCAAAACCGCGGUAUAGUUGUAGGUUUCCAGGGGAUGGGCACAGCCACGGGCUUCUUCCUGGCCAACUGGAUCGGAUAUAGCGGUAUUUUCUUCGAGAGCAACCUUCAAUGGCGGUUUCCCCUGAGCUUACAAUUCCCCUGUGCUGUCCUCAUGUUGGUCGGAAGCCUGGUGGUGCUGCCCUUCACGCCCCGUUGGCUUGUCUCACAGGACAGAUUCGAAGAAGCUCGUGCAGUCCUGGCGAGAAUUCACUGUGAUGAAGGCGAGGAGUUUAUCGACCAAGAAAUGAUCCAGAUUAGGGAACAGACCGCACUUGAGAGGAGCUACAAACGAGUCGGGGGCGAAAAAUGGUACAGCAACUUUUUGAUGCUAUUCACGAAACAGUAUAUCAAAAGGGUGGGGUUCGUUUGCUUUAUUCAAGCCCUGACGCAGUUCGGUGGGGUGACGGUGAUCCGCGACACAGCCUUGCUGAUCAGUGGCAUCUAUGGCAUCAUGGGCCUCACUGGGCAGAUCAUCAACCUCCUUGUCGUAGCCGAUCGCUGGCGCAGAACCACCACACUCUGGGUAGGCUGUCUUGUUCUCGCAAUCAUGCUGGCCAUCUGCGAGGCCCUCAGCGCUUUGUUCGCAGAUGGCUCCAACCAAGCCGCUUCACGCACCACGAUUGCAUUCAUCUUCCUCUAUUCAGCCUUCUUCGCCAUCUUCUUCAACUCAACAAUGUGGGUCGUCUGCUCUGAGCUCCUGCCAGUCUUCAUCCGGUCCAGCGGCUUGGCUGUAGGGACUUUUGCUUCGGGAGUCGCUUCCAUUAUCAUCUCCCAGAUCACGCCGGCCGCUCUGGAGAACAUCUCAUGGAGGUACUAUAACGUGUUCAUCGCUGCGAAUCUUUUGGGUGUUGUAGUCUACCUCUUCUUCCUCCCUGACACGAAGGGCAAGACUCUUGAGGAGAUUGGCGAGCUAUUUGGCGACACGCUCGCCACUGCUCAUAUAGGGGACAUUGAUGUCGACGGAAAGCAUGGAGCAGGUGUGAUCGAGCUCGAGAACGCUAACUACACUAGGGAUAGGGAGGUUUGA
Molecule: messenger RNA, 1473 nt
Organism: Diaporthe amygdali
Lineage: Eukaryota; Fungi; Ascomycota; Sordariomycetes; Diaporthales; Diaporthaceae
Exons: 4
Coding region: 1-1473 (490 amino acids)
Biological process (GO): carbohydrate transport; transmembrane transport
Cellular component (GO): membrane
Molecular function (GO): carbohydrate:proton symporter activity
Source: RefSeq, a predicted model, not a curated record